GGCGCUGGGAGGAAGGCUGUGAGAUGAGGAACAGGCUGGUAUAAACCGAGAGGACAGGAGAGGGAGAGGAGGAGGAGGAGGAGAGGGGAAGGGGAAGAAAAGCUGCUGCUCCAGAUGCAAUAAGAAGGAAGCUAUUCUGUACUGAAUCAGCAUGGGAUAGAGUGCCUAGAAGACGUUCAGACCAAGCACAGCUAGCGCGUCCCUGCUGGUUCUCCAUUCUGCAUCCGUGCAGCCACGUUCUAUUGAUGGCCUGUUGUGAUUUCAAUGGAACAUCAUGGGAUGUACCUGGCACGUCGGGCAGCACUGGAUGGAGGUGCCUUUAGCCCAAUGUACCUGGCAUGGUGGUAAGGUGAAGGUGAAAGGAAGAGAAGGUGGAGAUGGAACUGCCAAAUCAUGCCAAACAACUGCUACUGCAGCUGAACCAGCAACGAGCCAAAGGUUUCCUCUGUGAUGUGAUCAUUGUGGUAGAAAAUGCCCUGUUUCGUGCCCAUAAGAACAUCCUGGCAGCCAGCAGCAUGUAUUUCAAAUCCCUUGUCCUGCAUGACAACCUGAUUAACUUAGAUACGGACAUGGUGAACCCCACCGUGUUCCGGCAGAUCUUGGACUUUAUUUAUACUGGUAAGCUCUUAACGACUGACCAGCCCGGUGAACAGAACUUUAAUGCUCUCCUCACCGCAGCAAGCUACCUCCAACUGCACGACCUGGCAGCUCUCUGCAGAAAGAAGCUGAAGCGGAACGGCAAGUCCUUUGCUGGCAAGGCCGGUGGCCUUGGUGUCGGGAGAUCUGCCAGGAGUCAGAGACUUUCCACUGCUUCGGUCAUCCAAGCUCGCUAUUCAGGGUCAAAUGAGGGGCUGAAGGGCUCGCACUCAAAGGAGCUGUCAAAGGGAAAGCUCUCCGAUGACGAGGUCUUCAUCAGCAGCUCCAACCAAGAGAACUGUCACUCCUUAACCAGGGGAGCCAGUAAGAACGGCGGUGGGGGCAGCAGUGCGAAUGGAAGCACCGGCGACCAGGAGCUAGGCCUUGACCUGUCCAAAAAAAGCCCGUCACUCCCUGUUGCAGCCUCCCACGAUGACACGCAGCACAGCGAAAGCCAGCAUGGCUCUCCCCAAUCUGCCUCAGCCCCCGCAGCCAACAGUGCCUCAUCGUUCGACGAGUCUGGAGUCGGAGCCCCUCACAGCAUGGCGGACAGCAGCGACCCCAUGGAGAUGGAUCUGAGCGAAGAGUGCCACCACUCAUUGACAGAGAGCAGCCAGCGCAAGGGCCUCCGGCACUCGUCCCGCAAGAAGGAGUGGAUCAAGAAAGACAACACCUUUGACCGAAAGGAGGGGGGCAAAGACAGGGAUGAGGGCGAAGGGCUGCCCAACGGUAUCCUGCUGGGGCCCUUGUCCAAGUCUGUGGAGCGGAGUCUGGCUGGGGCCUACAGCGCAGACCUACCCUAUCCGUGUAAAGAGGAGGUGGAAAACGGUAAGGAGAACAGUGACGACAGCGGCCAGAGCGAGAGUGAGAGCGGCGGGCAUACUAGUGCCAACUACGUCUACCGGCAGGAGGGGUUUGAGCCAGUAGCCUACGGUGACAACCUGUAUGUCUGUAUCCCCUGUGGCAAAGGCUUCCCCAGCUCCGAGCAGCUCAAUGCCCACGUGGAGACGCACACCGAGGAAGACCUUUACAUCAAGGAGGAAGGCACAUACAGUGGCAAGGAUGAAGCUGAGGAUUUGUCCAACCCCAACCAGUCCUAUGCCGCGGAGUCCCGACCCUUCAAGUGUUCAGUGUGUGAGAAGAGCUACAAGGAUCCAGCCACGCUGCGGCAGCAUGAGAAGACUCACUGGCUGACUCGGCCCUUCCCUUGCAAUAUCUGCGGCAAGAUGUUCACGCAGCGGGGCACCAUGACACGGCACAUGCGCAGCCACUUAGGGCUCAAGCCCUUUGCUUGCGAGGAAUGCGGGAUGCGCUUUACCCGGCAGUACCGACUGACAGAGCAUAUGCGUGUCCACUCAGGAGAAAAACCUUACGAAUGUCAACUGUGUGGUGGGAAAUUCACCCAGCAGCGCAAUCUGAUCAGCCACCUGCGAAUGCAUACCUCUCCCACAUAAGCCAAAGACUCCAGAAUGAGCUUCGAGCCCAUCCGCAGUGAUUUACCUUUCUGUAGACUUGCUGCUUAAAAAAAAAAAAGAAAAAAACAGACAAAAAAGGGGGCAACUCCCCAUACUCUGUUCAGUCAUGGGAGGCCUAAACAAAUGUAGCUUUAACAUUUAAAAAAAAAAAAGUUCCUUUUUUCCCUUUUUUUAAAAAAAGAAAGGUCCACAGCCAAGCUGAUGCAUUUAGUCCAACUCUCCCUCCAAAUCUUGGUGAUCAGGCAAGAAAUGCCACUUCUAUUUGCGCACAUCAACUUCAUUGCUGUGUUGAUUAUCUGGAGCAGGUAGGGGGACCAUGGGGAACUUUGAGCCUCUGCUGGCUUACCCCUCCCUGCCUCUUCCCUUCAUGUUACUGUCACCCUACUCACCUCCUCUCUUAAAACCAAACUCAGUAGGGGCAUUUCUUGCCACUAAAAAGAAAAUAAAGUACACCUUUUCAGUGGCCUAAGUAGCUGUGAAAUAACAUAGCAUUGCAUUCAGAAGCGCAGAAGCUGUGUCUGUGGACCAUCUCACAGGGUUGGCAUCCCCUUCAGAUACUGUGGGAAAGCCAUGGCAGUGGUGGAACCCACCACUGUUCCCCUGGGCUGGCGAUGGUGGGGAGAGCAGUCUACCCAGGUGUGCACCAGCCCAAGUACUUCACUUAAAGAAAUGGCGAUGCCUCCCUCGCCAUCCCUUCCUCUUUUGGUUUUGAUCUUUAUCCUUGGCACAUGUAACCACAUGCCACCUUUUGCCACAAAACACACAAACCUCUUCUGCCUUACCCAUGACUGAACAGGGACCGGAUGCCCUGGGAAUUUCUUUCAGUGAGCAGGGGGUCGUCUUUACUUUUCUAGUAGUUUCGUAUGAAUAUUCUUUGCUUAGAGGUACUUGUUUUAUUAAAGGAAAAACCAUUGUAACGUUUAUGUGAA
Messenger RNA from Harpia harpyja (harpy eagle), 3040 nucleotides. RefSeq names its product HIC ZBTB transcriptional repressor 2 (gene HIC2). Gene Ontology annotation, cellular component: nucleus. The transcript is spliced from 4 exons. Bases 378 to 2090 code for a protein of 570 amino acids. The record is from RefSeq and is a predicted model, not a curated record. Gene Ontology annotation, biological process: regulation of transcription by RNA polymerase II. NCBI's taxonomy places the organism in Eukaryota, Metazoa, Chordata, Aves, Accipitriformes, Accipitridae. Gene Ontology annotation, molecular function: DNA-binding transcription factor activity, RNA polymerase II-specific; RNA polymerase II cis-regulatory region sequence-specific DNA binding; protein binding.